AUGAUCAUUGUCACCGGUGGCGCCGGUUUUGUUGGCUCAAACAUUGUUAAGGAACUCAACAACAGGGGUUUCACUAAUGUCGUGGUGGUGGACGACAUGACCGAUGGAUCAAAGUUCCGCAACCUGGUCGACUGUAAGGUUGCUGAUUAUAUUGACGCCACCACGUUCCGUGAGGCCAUCCGUUCUAAGUCCUUCCAUCACCGUCCCCGCGCUAUCUUCCACUAUGGUGCCAUCACCUCGACGACCGAGACAAACGGCAAGAAGAUGAUCGACGCCAACUUCACCUACUCCAAGGAGCUCUUCAACUGGUGCAAGGAACAGAGCGUUCGCUUUAUCUAUGGUUCCUCUGCAGCCGUUUAUGGGACUGGUAAAGUCUUCACCGAGGGAGACUCCCACGAGGCCCCCGUGAAUCUCUUUGGCUACUCGAAGAUGCUUUUUGAUCAGUACGUCGUGAAGAACAUCGACGCUCGCUCACCUCAGGUUGCAGGACUGCGCCUCUUCAACGUCUACGGACCCGGUGAGCAAUACAACGAUGCACGCCCCAGCGCUGUCUACCAAUUCUACGAAAAGCGCAAAGCCUUCAAAGCCAUUGAGUUGUUUGGCGAAUACGCUGGAGUUGAGGCUGGAAAGCAGAUGCGUGACUUCGUUCACGUCCAGGAUGUUGCUCGUCUCAACUGCUGGUUCCUUGAUCACCCCGAGAUCAGUGGUAUUUACAAUGUCGGCACUGGGGCUGCCAGCAGUUUCCUUGACGUUGCCACAGAGGUUGCAAGCCAUUUCGGAAACCCCGAGGGUUACAUCAAGUUCGUUCCUUUCCCCGCUGAACUGAAAGGCCGCUACCAAAGUUACACCUGCGCUGAUAUCUCCAAACUUCGUCGAGCUGGAUCUGGUCUGCGUUUCCGAGAUAUCCACGAGGGCAUUAGGGAUUACUUGGAGUGGCUUGAGGAGCACAAGGGUGUGGACCACUAA
This is a messenger RNA of Penicillium paradoxum, 966 nucleotides long. Its product is annotated as ADP-glyceromanno-heptose 6-epimerase. Bases 1 to 966 code for a protein of 321 amino acids. NCBI's taxonomy places the organism in Eukaryota, Fungi, Ascomycota, Eurotiomycetes, Eurotiales, Aspergillaceae. The transcript has a single exon. Gene Ontology annotation, molecular function: NADP binding; ADP-glyceromanno-heptose 6-epimerase activity. The record is from RefSeq and is a predicted model, not a curated record. Gene Ontology annotation, biological process: carbohydrate metabolic process.